Messenger RNA from Hevea brasiliensis (rubber tree), 1117 nucleotides. Its product is annotated as ethylene-responsive transcription factor ERF039-like. Gene Ontology annotation, biological process: regulation of DNA-templated transcription. The transcript has a single exon. Bases 18 to 854 code for a protein of 278 amino acids. Gene Ontology annotation, molecular function: DNA binding; DNA-binding transcription factor activity. Lineage: Eukaryota; Viridiplantae; Streptophyta; Magnoliopsida; Malpighiales; Euphorbiaceae. The record is from RefSeq and is a predicted model, not a curated record.
AUAAAAGCGAUGGCAGCAUGCCUCCCUCUAUUUUAUGUGCCAAUCACUCAACAUUUCUCUUUAGCUUCCACAGCCAGGCUUCCCAAAUGGAAAACCAUAUCAACCUAGAGAUUGAUGCUCAAGGCAUUAACUUCCCUGCUUCAUCUUCCACCACUUCUCUUUCCUCUUCCUCCUCCUUUUCUUCUUCUUCUUCUUAUUCGAUAACCUUUUCAUGCUCAAAAACUGAAGAUAACUCGCGUGCAGCUCCGAAAGAAUCAAGAAAAGCUCAAGAAUUGGAAAAUGGCAAUGAUGAGAGUAGCAAAAGGCAGAAGACUGAUGUUGAGAAUGGAAAUAAUAAUAAGCAUCCAACAUAUAGAGGAGUAAGAAUGAGGAGUUGGGGCAAAUGGGUGUCUGAAAUCCGAGAGCCAAGGAAGAAGUCAAGAAUAUGGCUUGGAACAUACCCUACAGCAGAAAUGGCUGCUCGAGCUCACGAUGUAGCAGCUCUAGCCAUCAAAGGGAGCUCUGCUUUCCUGAAUUUCCCCGAACUGGCUCACGAACUUCCUCGUCCGGCCACCAAGUCUCCCAAAGAUAUUCAAGCUGCCGCUGCCAAGGCAGCAACCGCGGCUUUCCCCGCAAGGGCUCAGUGCCAAGCUGAAGCCAAGCACAUAUCGAACACUUUGGUCCUGGACAACACACAAGAAUCAACAAGCUUUCCUUCCGCUGAUUCUGAUGACAAAUUGUUUGACCUGCCGGAUCUAUUCAUCGACGGUGUUGAUCAAAGGAAUGGAUUUUGCCAAUAUUCUUCAUCAUGGCAACUGUGUGCAGCAGAUACGGGCUUCCGGUUGGAGGAACCAUACUUAUGGGAGUACUAUUAGAUAUAUUCUUUUUGACACUAAGUAAAUAACUUAGAGAAAUUGGAUACAUUUAGCCACAAAAAUUGCUGCAUUAAUUCUAUCAACAGAAAGAAACCCAAUUGGGGAAAUUAGUCUCAAUUGAAUCCAGAAUUUAGUGUCUGUCCUAAUUCGGUUAGCUCUGGAAUUGCAGAAAGAUUACACUUUCCCUGUUUGUCCCAUCGAAACAACACCAAGGGCAUUGAAACUUUACUCCUGUGUAAUAUAAGAGCACAGCUUUCUUUACC